AUUUUAGUGGUUUUGAUUUAUAUCUCAAAAUAUACAGUUAAAUAUACCAUCAUUUAUGGAAUUUUUCGUUAUGGGACAUAUAAAGGAUCUCAAUGAAACUUGUAUUAGAUAAUGCACAAAAUAACCAAAGGCUUAAAAAAGAAGAAAAAAGGUAAAAAAUCUAAACAUAAGGAAGAAGAACUAUUUAAACCUGAAGAACUCGAAGAGUAUCGCAAAGAGCACCAAGCAGCGACAAGUGCAGACUCCUCGGAGAAAAACGAAGAGUGGAAAAAAUUCAUUGCUCUUACUUCCGAAGUAGAUGAUAUCUUAAAGAAAACCCAAGGCGAUUUAGACCGUAUAAAGAGUACAUCAUUCUUCCAACGCAAGCCAACAGAGAGUGAAGUCCAGCGAAAGGCAGAAAAACAGAAGCAAGUAGAAGCGGAAAACCAGCAAAUAAAAAAAGAGGAGGUUAACCAGAAAGAAACACCAGCAAAUCUUGGAAUUGUCGAAGUUUCAGAAUCCGAAUCUGAGGAAGACGAUGAUAAUAUCUUCGAUACAGCUUACAUAGAUGCUAUUGCAGCUGGAGAAGUUAAACUUGCUUAUAUCCCCGAAUCUCCUACAGAUAAGUUAGAUGGAGAUGAUCCUUUUGAUACGUCUAUUGCUGAAAGAGCGAUUUUAGGACCUGAGGUUCAACGCAAAGGUAAAAAGUUAGUGCCGAUCGGUGCCGCUGUUGAAGUUUUAACAGGUCGUGUACAAUUACCAACUUGUGCGACCAAGAGACCUAUCAGCAGACGACAGAUUCUGAAACAAACAGAUUUGCUUUUGGGGAGUUUUGAAGAUAAUUCCAAUCUGCCCACAGAUAUUGCACCUUCAGAAGAAGCUCCAAGGACUCUACUGGACGAUGAUUCAAUUCCUCUAUCAAAAGAGCCAAUCAAUUUAAAUGCACCUCUUCCAGUUCACAUUCCAAAUGUUGCAAGUAAUGUCAAUUUUCAGGGGAAGGUCGAUCAAAGUAGAAAUAUAAUAGAUGAAUUUGAUGUAAUUGCUAAGGAAUCCGAAGACCCGGAUGAUAUUGAAUUUGAGACAUUGGCAGCAGAAAGUCUCUCUAAAUCUGCUAAAGUCCUUGAAUCGUUGCCAACUAAUUCUUCUGGGCCUAUAGACGGUAUUGAAUGGAAUGCCUUUGGAGAUAAUGAAAAGGUUGCUGUAGAAGUCGAUCCAUUUGACACUUCCUUCGCGGAAAAUAUUUUGCCAGGGCGAGUAGAAUUGAAAAUUAUCGAAAAGGAAAUACUAAAUGAAGAUAUCGAAUUUAAAUUUCAAGAAGACAGUACUGACUUUUUUAAUGGACAGAUACUGGAUAGUUCUAAACAUACAAAUUUAAUCAAAGGACAGCGAGUGCCAGAAGCUGAAUUGAAUUUGAUCAAGCCUAUUCAUAGGGAUCUUCUAGGUGGAAGCAAUACAGAUUUAUCGAUAAUAAACCAGCCCAUUGAGUCCAAGAUUAACCAGGGAUUUUGUGUCACGGACCUUUUUGACUCAUCGAUCGUAGACACAGUAAAAGAUGCGGAUAUAAUUGGAUUGGAUCAAGAAAUUGCAAAUAAUGGUUUAAGUGACGAUGACUUCGAUCCUCGAGCAGACGAAAAGCCGAGGGAACGAACUGUGUCGCGACCGGAUGUCUUGAAUAUAUCCAGUGCGAAAACCGUUUCAUUUGAUUUGACGCCACCAAAGCAGUCUAAUCUCUUGGGGGCCGGCGAAGGAGGAAAAAUUAUAAAGCCAUUGACCCCAUUUUACGUGCGUAAAAAUUCCGUACCGGAAGUACCAGUUGAGGAAGAUCUAACCGAUCCGUUUGACACUUCGUUCGCUUCAAAUAUUGCACCAGGAAGAGCUGAACUGAGGGUCAUCGAAACCGAACUGUUCGAUCCGAAUGUUGAAAAACAAUUAAGUUUGGUUGAUAACGAUUUUGAUCCUAGGGAUGAGAAAAAAGCUGAAAGGGACAAAGUAGUGGGAAUAAUUAAAGAUAUAACGAACAUAAAAUUACCCAGCAAAAAAGUAGAACGAGCAGUCGAUUUAUUAGCAAUCGAUGACAACAUAUCCGUCAAAGUAUUAACACCGGGAGGUAACAUAAGGCUAGAAGAAUUAUCGUAUUGCGAUCCUUUCGAUACGUCUACUAUUGCUACUAAUAUAUUGCCUGGAAAGACAGAAUUGAAAUUAUUGGAAACGGAGUUGAUCAACCGGGAAACAAAUUUAAAUUUAGACAAACCCGUGGAAGAUCUACUAGAAGAUCAUCAUGACAUAAUAAACCAGCAGCCCUUAUCUCCUGGAGGUUGCUUUGGAUUAUCAACAAUUGAUGACCAGGAAGAUUUUGAUCCGUUUGAUACAAGCAUCGCUAAUAAUAUUCAACCUGAUACUUUUGCUUCAUCUUCUAACACUACCAACCCUUUCGCGUUUGAACCUUUCGAGUCAGUGUCGCAACAAGGAAAUGAGUUUAAUGCAGUUUCAAGUAAUACGUACGUGAACAGCAACAACGAGCAAGAUUUUUUCACUACUGAUGAAGUACUGAUACCGAGUAAAAGUUCUACUUCUACUUUUAACGUUUUAGUGAACUCUGAUCAAGUGGCUCCCCCUCAGAAACCAGUGGAUUUGAAUUUAAAGUGCUCUCAAACAACUAUUGGCAAUGGACCACCAAGGCCACCACCUCCUAGGGUACCACCAUCCAAAGAGACCCAGGAUUUGUUAAUGUCAGUCAUGGGUGCAAUGGAUGCAACUAGUUCCAGUUUACUGGACAAAAUACCGCCAACAAGGACUCCCAGUCCUGUUUCUAUGCGGGAUUUGCAUUCCCCUAGUCCUACGCCAGACACUACUUUCGGAGAUCUACUUGAUAACCCUGCUGUUAUUCCGACUGUCCAACAAGUUAAACCUGCUAGACCGUCUCCGCCUGUUAGGCCUCCGAAACCUGCACCACCGCAGAAACCACCUCCACCUGAGCUUCCGGGUAUUUUGUCAAAUACACAAAUGCAAGCACAGCAGCAGCAACCAAAACCCUCAGGGAAUAAAGCAAGUGAAUUAGACGAAAUACCCAAUAUGUUUGACGUUGAAACGACACAGCCGCAAAAAGUAUCCGUUUCCAAAGCUGACAUUCUUAACUUGUAUAACACAGCACCCCCUAAACCGGAAACAAUGAAGACUGAUCUUCUUUUCGAUAUGGUUGAACCUGAGUUAGCUAUUCAGGAUGAACCACAAGAAAACAUUCAAGAAAAAAGUGAAGAAACACCUCUCAAAGAGGACUUAAUAACUGAAAUUUCCCCCGUGAAUCCAGUCAGUGAAGUGGUAAAAGACAGUUUCCUUUCACCUGAACCGAAUGAUUUUCAAAUGGACACUAGUGACAGCCAGAGUAAAGGAUCCGUGUCGAGUGUUACAUUUAAUCCUUUCGCAGCUACGGACGAUUUUAAUCAACAAAUAAGCCCUCAGAGUCACAAUGAAGUCUUCGAAGAUAACACAAGCACAAAUCUUAGUCAUACAGGUGGUAUUUUAGAUGAAAUUGUGACUAGCGCACCGCAAACUGAGGACAUUCUCGUUAUUUCCGAUUCCACAACAAUGCCUUUCAACGACGAUUUUGAUGCUUUCGCUGAGAAAUUUGAUUCGGUUAAGAUCGAGGAAAAUAAAACUAUUUCCUCACAAAUUAACAAUGCUUGGGGCAACGAAUCAUCAAAUAAUAAUGAAGUGUCGUUAGGUUUUGGAACUGAUGAUAAUUUCGAUGCGUUCCUUGCAUUAGAGGAACCUCCUUGCGUGCCGCAAAGCACUCCCAAUCGUAUAAGUAAGGCGGCAUCGCAGGAAUCUGAUGAGGAUAAGGACUUUUCAGUUUUCAUUCGACCGAAAGGAAACGAGGAAUUUGGUGGGGCACUUCCUACAAUAGCUCCUCCACCAGCUCCAGUGUCGACAGCUUUUACAGACACUUCUCCCAGAUUCAACCCAUUCGAUCAGCAAAAUGACACUUCUGUAACAGAUGCGGUAGAAGAUCAAAUUCCUGUCGGGGAAAUAAAAAGAACAGACUCUCAAGAAACGCCCCCAACACCUUUAUUCGACGAUGACGUUUCUCAGCCUCUUGAACCAUUUCCAAGAGUCGAUUUCGCAGAGGAAGGAUGGGAAAUGCACCUGAGGCAACCAAACAAAAAGAAAAUCACCGGUCAGCGAUUCUGGAAAAAGAUAUUCGUCAAGCUUGUACACCAAACCGACUGUGUUCUUCUGCAAUUGUUCAACCAAAAGGAUGAUAAAGACCCGUUUCAAGAGUUACCAUUACAACCUUGUUACUCCGUUUCUGAGAUAGGCGCCCAACAGUACGAUCAGUUCGGUAAAAUAUUUACUAUAAAGCUACAGUAUAUCUUCUACAAGGAGAGGCCUGGUGUCAGGCCAGGUCAAGUGAAAAAGGCGGAAAGGAUAACGAACAAAAUUAGCCAGUUUGCGGCUUAUGCUAUUCAAGGGGAUUACCAAGGUGUUAAAGAAUUUGGUAGUGACCUGAAGAAAUUGGGCUUACCUGUUGAGCAUGCACCUCAGGUGUCUCAGCUAAUGAAACUGGGGUCGUUAAACUACGAAGACUUGAAGCAAUUUUCUUGUUCCAUUGAAGAGGCCCUGUUCAAGUUAACUGCUCAUAGAGACAGAGCCUUGCAUUAUAAGAUGGAAGAAGUUCAGAUAACUGCGGUAGAUGAACUCUACGUGGAGCAAGAUGCUGAAGGUCAUGUGGAUAAGCAAAUAGCGCGGGUUCGAUUAUUCUUUUUGGGAUUCUUGACUGGAAUGCCCGAUGUUGAAUUAGGCAUAAACGACAUGAGGAGACAAGGCAAGGAGGUAGUUGGCCGACAUGACAUCAUUCCUGUGGUCACUGAAGAGUGGAUCAGGUUGGAGGAAGUCGAGUUUCAUUCUUGUGUCCAACAGGUCGAAUAUAAUGAAACGCAUAUUAUUAAGUUUAAACCUCCGGAUGCCUGUUACAUCGAGCUGCUGAGAUUCAGAGUGCGGCCCCCGAAAAACCGGGAACUUCCUCUCCAACUUAAAGCUCAAAUAUGUGUUACAGGAUACAAAGUUGAGCUUAGAGCUGAUGUACUGGUCCCUGGUUUUGCGUCGAGAAAACUCGGUCAAAUACCCUGCGAAGACGUCAUGAUUCGCUUCCCGAUACCAGAAUGUUGGAUAUACAUGUUUAGAGUUGAGAAACAUUUCAGAUACGGAUCUGUGAAGUCGGCACACAGAAGAACGGGAAAAAUUAAGGGUAUAGAACGGAUCCUAGGAACCGUAGACACUCUACAAGAGAAUCUGAUAGAAGUAACAUCCGGACAAGCGAAAUACGAGCACCAGCACAGGGCAAUAGUGUGGCGAUGUCCACGGUUACCAAAAGAAGGGCAAGGAGCGUACACAACUCACAACAUGGUGUGCCGUAUAGCACUGACGAAUUACGACCAAAUGCCUGAGAAAUUAGCCGAGUACUGCUAUGUAGAGUUUACGAUGCCUGCUACGCAAGUUAGCCAUACGACGUGUAGGAGCGUCAGCUUACAAAAUUCGGAUAGCGAUGAACCCCCCGAAAAAUACGUUAGAUAUUUAGCUAGACAUGAAUAUAGAGUUGGAAUUGAACAUACGGAAGGGGAAUCACCAAAUCCAUACGCAGCUGCAACUUUUAUCAGCAAACCGCCUGAACCGGUCGCCGAAGAGAAACCUAUCGCUGAGGAGUCGAGCUCAGAUAGUGAUUAA
Anoplophora glabripennis (Asian longhorned beetle) is the source of this 5700-nucleotide messenger RNA. RefSeq names its product protein stoned-B-like. Gene Ontology annotation, biological process: regulation of endocytosis; synaptic vesicle endocytosis; clathrin-dependent endocytosis. Bases 112 to 5700 code for a protein of 1862 amino acids. The record is from RefSeq and is a predicted model, not a curated record. Gene Ontology annotation, cellular component: synaptic vesicle; AP-2 adaptor complex. Gene Ontology annotation, molecular function: clathrin-cargo adaptor activity. The transcript is spliced from 16 exons. NCBI's taxonomy places the organism in Eukaryota, Metazoa, Arthropoda, Insecta, Coleoptera, Cerambycidae.